Besnoitia besnoiti is the source of this 1842-nucleotide messenger RNA. RefSeq lists its product as uncharacterized. NCBI's taxonomy places the organism in Eukaryota, Apicomplexa, Conoidasida, Eucoccidiorida, Sarcocystidae. The transcript has 9 exons. Bases 1 to 1842 code for a protein of 613 amino acids. The record is from RefSeq and is a predicted model, not a curated record.
AUGAACAGCCACGUCGCCGACGAUGAAGACGAAGCGCGGGUCUUUAGUGAUUAUUCCUCUGAAAGUGGGUCUUCGGACGCGUCUGGAGUUUUCAAGCCACAGACGCCGGGGAAGGCUCCCAGCACGGCGUCAACGGGUGGAGAUAGAAGUUUGGGCGCCGUGACUCGGUUGCAGCUCUUCGAACAGGCCCCCAGCGAAGACAGCGAAACUGAGUCAGACUCUGAUGAUGACCAAGAUGCGCGGCAGAGUGCCGCUCGUUGGAUGCGUUGGCUCGUCCUUGCUGGAUUCUGCUUCUGCAUCCCUUGGGGAAUAGGAACGUAUCUUGGCUUAUGCACAUAUCGGAGGAACGACCGUGGUUUGAGGCUGCUGGGGAGGCUUUCCGCUAUCCUUUGGAUGGCCGCGUGGGCUGUUUUUAUUGCGUUCUGCAUUGCCGCUGGCAUCCUCGUUAUGAGAGUGACGCACGUUCUCAGUGAAAAAGCGUAUGGGACAGUGGUCUUCAUGGGCCUGAUGCCAGCGAGAACCUGGGCGGACGCCGACCUUCUCCAUCACGCCUACAGGCUCGGGUUUGACGCUGUCUCCAUUUCGCCCCCUGGGAUCGGGGGCACGACCAAUAUUACUUCCCAGAAAGGAGGCUUUUAUACGGAUGAGAAUUUCCUUAGCCAAGUCCUCGAAUCUUGUCUUGACAUUCAACUGAACAGUACCGUGUUCGUGGCCCACAGCAAUAUCAUCACGCGUCAGUUCUUCUUUCCCCUCCUCAUGCGUCGACCCCUGUUCGGCUUUGUCCUCUUCGAUACAUACGCGGGGCACGAGUGGAUAACAGAAGUAAACCCAAUGAUGAACGAUCACGAAUACUACCAACCAAAGACUCGCAACUACCGCGUAAGACAACGGUCGCAAGUGAUCCAACGGGAGAUCCUUGUUCGACCAAACAAAUCGACCGCAGCUCCGCAGCAGGGUUAUUUUUGGCCCGUAUCUGUUCCUCGCGUGCUGCGGGCUAGUCAAUGUAUUGCUGCUCCCACGGAUGAAACCACCCAAAACUGGGACAGUGCCGAGCCAGGCCUACUGGGCCCCUUCCAGUUCUUCAGCGGGAAGUAUAAAGUUGCCGGUUGGGCGACAAAGGAGCAGGAGCUUCUCAGGAGGCCGCUCGACCCCCCUCCAAGCAAAAAAAAGUCCCUGCUCUCGAUGCUGUCUUCUGGAGACUUGAGGGGUACAUCUGAAACAAGUACGGCAGAAGCUGCGCAGCCGGAGGGCGUGGCUCGUGUCCGGGAAAUACCCAUCGAAUACUUCGACGAGCUGAAAACGGUAUUGAGCGAGUUUUUGAAAGAGAUCAAAGACCGUGUGGACAUUGGGGAUUACUACCCUGAACGAUUGCCCGUCGUCUUCCGCGGAGACAGAAGACAAGCCUAUAUUCACGCCCGGGAAGAAACAACGCUCAUUCCGGAAAGUCAGAUCUACUGCCUGUCCCUGGAAGCCUCCGGGGUAGCACCUGAAGAUCUCCCACGCCGACGAGACGUGGCCAGCCACAGGAGUCCGUGGACAGACCUCGGAAAAGCUGACUUUGAAAGCAAGCCAUCGCGCCCAUCCGGAAGUUGGCUGCAUGCUCUCAACCGGCUCGACGCGAAGACAGGCCAAGACUUGCAUCUCCCGCCGCGACUACGAGGGAAGCGCGCACCCCAGCACACCACUACCAGCCUCGCAGGAAGAAAUUGGCAGGGGCUUCCCGCACCUCCUGUCCAUCCUGAGAGAUUCUCUUCUGCCCAGAAGAUACGGUUAAAGGAAUACUAUGCAAGGCUUGAUCGCAAAAGAGAACGCCAGCGUCCCCAGAAGCAGAGCGACGGUUGA